AUGCCACAUUUCUCCACUUUCUCGUUCUUUUUUUCAUUCUUUCUUUUUUCCACUUUUCUCUUUUACUUUCUUCCUUUCCACCGCCCCCAACCAAUAAAAAAUAAAUACGAGGGAGAAUCCUUUUUGGUUCAUUCUCUUCAUUCUUUUUCCUUCUUUAUUUCUUUUCUUCUUUCUUUCGUUUUUCUUUUUUUAUUUCUCUUUCUCUCUCUUCUCUCUUCUCUCUCUCUUUCUCUCUCUCUCUCUCUCUCUUUUUCUUUCUUUCUUUUUUCUUCCUCUUCUUUUCUCUCUUUCUUUUGGUAUUUAUUUAUUUACUAUCCAUCUUCCUCUCCUCCUCGAUUUCCAUUCAUUGACGACCUUUUCUUUCUUCAGUGUUGCUUUUCUCAUCUAAUCAUAUAUAUAUUUUUUUAUCUUUCUUCUUCUCUCGCCUCCAUCUUAACACAAUCCAAUCUGUCUCUUAAUCACCAUUUCAACAUCUUUUCUUCUUUCCUCGCGGCAGACCCACACAACGUUUUCUCUUUUUUUUCUUUUUUGGUGAUGGUGGGAGGUCUUUCUUUUUCUAUCUUCUUUUUCUAUCUUCUUUUUCUUUUUUUGAACCGUCUUUCUUUUUCUCUUGAACUUCUUUUUGCUGAUCAUUUUUUCUUCUUUGCUUUGGACCUCAUUUUCACUCUUUUUUUUCUGCCUCAUUUUCGUUCUUUCUCUUCGACUUCCUUUCUUUUUCUUUUUCUUUGGAAGUAUACUUUUUUAUGCUUUUAUUUUAUUUCAUUUUUGUUUCUUUCUUUUCUCUUCGGCCUCUUUCUUUCUUCAACUCAUUUAUUCUUUUGUUUCAUAUUUGUUCUUUCUUUUCUUUUUAUUUCAACUUUCUUAUUCUUUUUAUUUGACUUCAUUGUUUAUUUUUCUCUUCUUCGAUAUUUUUCUUUUCUUUUAAAACAUUUUAUUCGUUUUUCUUUCUACUACAUUGUUCGCUUAUUUUGCUUCGACCUCUUUUUAAUUGAACUUACUUCUUUACUGUUCUUUCUUUAUUUUCUUCUUUGGCAUUCGUUUUUGGAUUUCUUUUUCUUCAUCAUUUUUCUUUCUUUUUGUUGGACAUUUUUUCAUUCAUUUUUCUUUAGACGUCUAAUCUGCUCUUUUUCUUUGUCAUUCUUUUUAGUUCAUGCCUUUUCUUUUACUUUGGAUCUUUUUUCUUAUUCUUCUUGGAUACCACUUUUGUUUUUCAUUCUAUUCGAUUUCUUUUUUGUUCUUCCUCGCUUCGUCCAUUUUCUUUUUUUGAUUUUUUUUAUUCACAUUUUUCCGUCUUACCCUUUUUCUUUAUCUUCUUCAAGUCACCCCCACCUUUCGGCAUUUUCCUUUUCAAAUUUCCUACUUUUCCUCUCUUUGUUUUUAUUCUUCAUUCCUUUCUUCUAUUUCCUAUUUUGUAACUUGUCCCAUUCCUUCCUGUUCGUUGGCUUCUUCAUUCUUUCAUUUUCCUCGUUUAGAAACUUCAAUCUAUCUAUCUAUCUAUCUAUCUAUCUAUCUAUCUAUCUAUCUAUCUAUCUUUGCUUCUUCUUCUUUCAUCUAUUUCUUUCUCAUUUUGUUCUUUCUUCUAUCUCAAUCUCUCUCUCUCUUUCUGUCAAUCCUGUUCUUAUCUAUCUAUCUAUCUAUCUAUCUAUCUAUCCAGUUUAUUCUGAUCUAUCUAUCUAUCUAUCUAUCUAUCUAUCUAUCUAUCUAUCUAUCUAUAAUCCUCCCGUCUCAAUCCUCUGUCAUCUUCCCCCCCAUUUCUUCUUCUUCUUCUUCCUCUUCGUCGUCUUCUUCUUCUUCUUCUUCUUCUUCUUCUUCUUCUUCUUCUUCUUCGUCAUCGUCGUCGUCAUGAUAGUUUUCUUCCUUCUCUUCCUCUUCCUCCUCCUCCUUCUCCUCUUCUCUUCCGCCUCUUCUUCUUCUAUUAUUAUUAACGUUUUCAUUUUUCUUCUUUUUCUCAAUCCCGUUCCUCACCAUCUUCUAUCAAGUCCAGCUUAG
Molecule: messenger RNA, 1989 nt
Organism: Acanthosepion pharaonis
Lineage: Eukaryota; Metazoa; Mollusca; Cephalopoda; Sepiida; Sepiidae
Source: the annotation of a GenBank genome assembly